Drosophila takahashii is the source of this 849-nucleotide messenger RNA. RefSeq names its product cytokine receptor-like. The record is from RefSeq and is a predicted model, not a curated record. NCBI's taxonomy places the organism in Eukaryota, Metazoa, Arthropoda, Insecta, Diptera, Drosophilidae.
AUGAGGAAGCCGGGUUGGCCGAGUAACGAGCCCCAUAUUGAGCAGUCGGGUUUCGCGAUUUGCGUGAAUUUUGGAUUUUCGAUUUCGCAACCGUUUAAUAAAUCCGACUCAUACAAAUGGAAAGUGGAACUGAAGCCGCAGAAUCCGGCGAUCGAGAAGCAAAAGACCAAGGUAAUUUCCUAUUUAGAAGCUGGCUUCAAUCAGCGGAAAGAUCUUUGCUUCAGAAUCCCGCCAUUUCACUACCAGUCCCAUGAGGUCCACUUAAGAGUCCGCUUCAACCGCAAAAAUGCACCCUGGUCGGACGAUGAAAAAAAACUAUCAUUCACUACCAAGGCCUCCGUGCCCGAUAAGCCACCGGAGUUCCUGGACAAUGGUUUCUUCUUCGACCCACAAAAAAAUGAGAUGCAUGUUUUUUGGUUAGAACUGAAGGAACUGGAGUUUAACGGACCCAACUUUACGUACUCAGUGGCUACAGAUACGGGAAAGAAGCCGCUGCUCAAGGGCAAAAGCUCUGCGGUCUUUUGCGAUUGGGAUCUACAGCAACCGUCCACGAUAUUAGUUUGGAGUCAGAACUCCUUGGGUCGAUCGUUGGAGAGCAAUAAUCGCUCGGUUCCAAUUCUGACCAACUAUAAGCGGCGACAGCCGCGGAACUUGCAGUUCCACUUAGUGGACAACACCCUCUCUUGGGAUCCACCCCUGGAGGAAAAGAACGUUACUGGCUACUACUUCAGUCUAUGUCUUGAAGUCGACAUGGGAUGGCGGUCGUAUGUACUAGUGAUGGUGAUGGGUGGAUGGGAUCCGCGCAUGGAUUCUAUGCUGCGAGCUGGAAUAGGCGAUAAGCAGCCCUAG